AACGAUCAACUGUUCCCAGCAUUCGUGUAAAAAUUCAAAAAUAAAAAAAAAUUACUUUUCAGCUCAAAGAACUCUGAAUUUGUCGGCAUGUUUUUGAAGAAGUGCUGCUUCUUUCUGCCUCUGAACGUAGGUUGCACAAUCAUUGGGGCGAUCUUCAUAACUUUUCACGUUGGUGAGCUGAUAACGCAUUCGGAUGACACCAUCUUCAUCAGGCAAGUGUCCCACAAAUGGUGGGCACCCGUCAUCAUGUCUCCGAUCCUAACUAUUGGAACUGUGAGCUCUGUACUGCUGGUGUACGCUGCUUCGAAGAGAAAGCGAGGCUUUGUCCUUGUGUGGAUAAUCGUCUAUUCGAUUAUUUUCCUCAUUUAUGUUAUAAUAGGCAUCGUCGAGUUGGCCACUGCCAAACCCUCCCCGGUUAUAUUGGCCGUUCAGGUGGUCAUCAUAGUUGGUCUGGCUUAUUCCCUGCUGAUAACGGUGGCCUUUUACCGAUAUUUGGGCACUGUGGAUACGGAUGAUUCCAUUUGACGAGUGGCAAAAUAAAUUGUGUCCCAGACUAGAAGUUGAACAAAUUUUCGUUUCUCAAG
This is a messenger RNA of Drosophila santomea, 584 nucleotides long. RefSeq lists its product as uncharacterized. The transcript is spliced from 4 exons. Bases 88 to 525 code for a protein of 145 amino acids. Lineage: Eukaryota; Metazoa; Arthropoda; Insecta; Diptera; Drosophilidae. The record is from RefSeq and is a predicted model, not a curated record.